AGAGUCAACCACUAUCCUCCAUUGCGAAGUAAAAUGGCGUCCUGAUCCAACGUUUUGAAGAAAGAAACUAUCACAACCGUAUUUUAUUUUUAAGAGUAUUUUGUGUUAGAGAAUGGAAUUACUUUUAGAAAGAUAACUGUGAAUUACUCUAAAAUGUGGCGUUCUUGUUGACCUGCCAAUUCUGGUGGGCUGUAGAAAUGAAUUAUUAUCCAGAACAAAAUCAAUUGGUCACUUUUGAUCCCAUGGAAAAUGUUGAGGUGGUGUUCUUUGGGGAUUUUGAGUCAGCUGAAUGUGAACAGUUUUUUAUAAACAAUGGUGUUCAAAAUGUUGGUGUUGAGUUUCUUUGUGACACUUACAAUGCAACGAAGACAUGGGUCGAAGAAGGGUGUAAGCAUAGCUUUGCAUUGGAACCAAUAGAUGAUGAAGUAAAAACUUCCGUAACUGAAAACAAUGCGCCAAAAUAUGAAACCAAACAACCACACAAGGAUGAUAGUGGUGUAACUGAGAUUGGAAGUUGCAGUCUGAACGGAACUGUAAAUAAUCACCCUCAAGCAUCUGUUGCUGAUUUAAAAAUUGAAGAAACUGCUUUUGUUGCUGAAAAACAUCCAAAGCCUUCAUCAUGGGCAUCAUUAUUUAAAGGAUCAGAUACAUCUGGAAAAAAUCAAACAGGAAAAGGCAAUGAAUCAUGUGUAAUAAUGUCUGAGCAAAUGGAUGCGCAGAGAUCCAAGGCCACUUUUAUGACACCAACUCUGCAUAACGAUUUAUCUUUGAUUGCAAUGGAGAAUGAUGAGCGGGCUCAUCGACUUGCUGGUUUAAUCAAAACGUUAUCACCAAACUAUAAUCGACAUCAUUUGCAGCUGCGUGGGUUAAUUAACCGUAGUAAUUGGUGUUAUAUUAACACAACCUUGCAAGCACUGUUGGGGAUUGCACCAAUAUCACAUUUUUACAAGUCUUUAAAACAGUUUUUGAACAAGAAAGCAAAAUGUACAUCAACACCUUUAACAGAUAGCAUGAUUGCAUUUUUUAACGAAUUUGAACCGAUCAAUCCAAAAAUAUCAUUGAAAAAGCAAACUGAUGAUCUGCGGGCUGGUGCAGCUUUUGAGCCAACCUGUGUGUAUGAUGUUCUGCCUGUCAUGAAAACCUCUUUAUCAGAGAAGGGUCGUCAACAGGAUGCAGAAGAGUUCCUAUCUUUUCUUCUAAAUGGCAUGCACGAUGAACUUAUUGCUCUCCAUAAGAUAAUACAUCCAAAUGAUGGUGUUCUGGUAAAUGGCGAUUCUUCUUUGGCAGACCAUGUGGAAGACAAAGAAGACGACGAGUCUUGGGAACAUGUUGGGCCAAAAAAUAAAUCUUCUACAAUGAGAAAAGCGGUGAUUGAGGAAUCGCUAAUUAAACACAUGUUUGGUGGAGUGAUCAGAUCUUCUGUACAUCAAACAGGGAUGAAAGAAUCAGCAACACUACAACCUUUUUUCACACUUCAACUUGACAUUCAGUCUGAGCAAAUCUGGACAUUGGUUGAUGCCAUACAAUGUUAUUUCACGAAAGAAAACUUGCAAGGAUUCAAUUGUUCAAAGACUAACACAGAGGUUGAAGCCUCGCGCCGCAGUUCAUUGGAAGAACUGCCACUUAUCAUGAUAUUCCAUCUAAAGUACUUUGUUUACGAUUUGAAAGGCGGUUGUCAAAAGAUUUACAAAGCGUUGGACAUUCCGGUCGAUUUAGAAAUACCAAAAGAGGUUUUGUCACCAUCGCAGAAAUCGAAACUAGGUGCUGGGAUGAGAAGUUACAAACUUUAUGCUGUGAUCUACCAUCAUGGAAAAUAUGCAGCCGGUGGACACUAUACUGCCGCUGUGCAUCAUGGGAACCCAUUUGGGUGGGUGCAUUUUGAUGACAACUUAUUAAAGACUACAAGUGUCAACCAGGUGUUAAAACAUCAACAAGGUUCGGUCCCGUAUCUUUUGUUUUAUGAGCGUGUGCAGACGAGGUGAAGCACAAUGAAGGUCCGUAUGGACGAAAUCUAAAUCGAGUAUAGACGAAAUCUAAAUCGAGAUCUGCCGAAGUUUUCCUCCAAAAGCGGUGCUGUUGGCUUGGUCAUAUUCACGAAAUUUUGUACUCGUUGUAGACAGUAAAAGACUGAUUGGUAUGUUAGGCUAGGUAGCUUUCCAAUGUCUUGAUUUUAUUAUUAUACAUAAUACAUGGAAUGCUAGCUUACA
This is a messenger RNA of Hydractinia symbiolongicarpus, 2207 nucleotides long. Its product is annotated as ubiquitin carboxyl-terminal hydrolase 10-like. The coding region runs from base 198 to 1982 and encodes 594 amino acids. Gene Ontology annotation, biological process: regulation of autophagy; DNA damage response, signal transduction by p53 class mediator; protein deubiquitination. Gene Ontology annotation, cellular component: cytosol; nucleus. The record is from RefSeq and is a predicted model, not a curated record. The transcript is spliced from 12 exons. NCBI's taxonomy places the organism in Eukaryota, Metazoa, Cnidaria, Hydrozoa, Anthoathecata, Hydractiniidae. Gene Ontology annotation, molecular function: cysteine-type endopeptidase activity; cysteine-type deubiquitinase activity.